AUGGCGCAGCCCAAGGAUGAUGAUUAUCACACCAUGGAGCUUUCAAGGCGAAGCAUCCAGAUCUCAGACUUGCAAGAGGAGCUCGACGGCGGAAGAGAUCGGCAGAGGCAAGCGGAGGACCGCUCGGCAGUCUUGGAACGGCAAAUGGAGAAGCUGAAGGUGGAAAUCUCCGUUCGGAAGAGCAAGACUCAGGAGAUGGACGACCAAGUGGCUGCCGAUGAGGCUGCCUGCGUUCAAUCUCAGCGUCUGCUGCGGGAGGCAGCCGAGGCGGCGCAGGCUGAGCUGUCACGGAUCCAGGAAGAGCUGGCCGUGGCGCAGGCGGCUGUGGCGCAGGCAGAAGCACAGGCUGAGGCACAGAGAGCAGCAGAAGCGGCAGAGGAGGAGGACAGAAGACGGCUGACCGAAGAAGCAGCGCAGGCUCAGCAGCUGGAAGCAGCACAAGAAGCCGCGCGAGCUUCGCAAGCAGACGUCGAAAAGACAAAGGCUGACCUCCGCGACCUGGAGGCGGCUCUUAAUGUGGACAAGCAGGGCACCAAGGAGCUGACGGAAUCAGUGGCCGAGGCGGAGGAGAAGAGAGAUGCUGCCCGAGCUGAGUGUGAACGAUUGGCCACAGUCCUCGAGGCGUUGAGCUCCAAAGGUGAGCUUCACCGCUUGCGCGAGGCUGUCGCUUCCAAGCAAGCAGAGCAGCAGCGGCUCACACAGGAGCUGGCCAACCAAAAGCGGGAGACGGCAUUCCAGAGGAUGUCCAUCCAAGGGCGGCUUGAUGAGACUCAGAGGAUGAUGAAGGAUCACCUCUCGGAGACACAGCGCCAGUUGGCGGGCACACGCGAGAACUUGGCCGCUUCACCGCUCUGCAGUCUGAUGUCUUCGCUGAAAGAGGCGAGGAGCCAGGCAGAAGCUUUGUCUGCGAAGAGGCUUGAAAUGGAGGCGCAAGCCAAAGAGCUUGAAAAGGAGGUGUCCGACCUACAAGGAUCUCGGAAGCUGGAUCCGUCAGCCGUGGAGCAAGAGCACCAUGAGUCUUUGCAGAAGGACUUGUGUGCCGACUUCAUGCUUCUGCACUGGAAGAGAGCACAUGUAAGAAACAUGCCAACCUGGACCAGAAAUGCCAUCCUCUCUGUAUGGGCAUAUCUGACGCUGACUGCUCCAAUCAAGCAACAAUUACGCCACCCGGUAACUAAUCGUUUCACAGUGGGUAGGAGGAAGACCGCAGCAAUCAACAUCUGA
Messenger RNA from Symbiodinium sp. CCMP2592, 1224 nucleotides. Lineage: Eukaryota; Dinophyceae; Suessiales; Symbiodiniaceae. The record is from the annotation of a GenBank genome assembly.